CGUUUUCUUAAUUGUCAUGGUUAGACUCACUACUAUUGGUGCCUAUGUUGUAUUGGCGUCUCCUUUGGUGUUUGCACAGAGCUCAACUCCUUCUGCCAGCACUCCAGUUCAAGGUAUUCUUGCUGAGGCCUCAAGUAUCCUUGCCAACGCGCCUAUUCGCUCUCUUGUAGGAGAGGCUACAUCUGCAGUGGGUGCCUUUCCAAGUGCUGUCCAUAGUUCUGUAAGCAGCAUACUUUCUGUGGCCAACCAUCCUGUUAUUUCGAAUGCAGGUCCCAAUCCUGCUGCAACAGCCGCCCCCAAAUCUAUUCCAAAGGCUACCGCUGCCCAAUCUGGAGCUGCUAAAACCAGUGUUACAGGAAUAGUAGUAUUCAUUGCCGUCCUUGGCUUGUUCCUUUAAAUCUCCCCCGACCAUCCAUGCAUUCAGUUUUUCCAUUAAAUCAUACCAAUAAAGAAACUCCUCUUCUUUUUAUUGACGAG
Messenger RNA from Phycomyces blakesleeanus NRRL 1555(-), 477 nucleotides. RefSeq lists its product as hypothetical. NCBI's taxonomy places the organism in Eukaryota, Fungi, Mucoromycota, Mucoromycetes, Mucorales, Phycomycetaceae. The record is from RefSeq and is a predicted model, not a curated record. The transcript is spliced from 3 exons. The coding region runs from base 17 to 397 and encodes 126 amino acids.